GGCUGUGCUCUUUUUUUUUUUUUUUUUACUUUGUCCUCUUUUUUACACUUUUUCCUUCCACUCAGCUUUCCAUUAAUAUUCCUGGAUACAGCACUCUGUUAAUUCUUUGCAGAUCAUAACUCGUGCCCCUCAGAUUCACACUGAGGUCACCCGGUGUGUUGWGUUUAUGGCCAUCAGCUGCUGUUCUUGCCCUGAUCUGUUAUUUGAUUAAAAGUUCUGCUCAAUUCUUGCAGUACUUUCAUAAUUUUGAUCUAAUUGAAUCAAAAUUUUAACUUUUAACCAGUAAUAUUUACGGAUGGGCUGAAAUUUCACCCUAAUGUUAAAAUAGCAUUAAUUUAUUUAUGUUUUGUGGCUUUUAUGAAUGCCAGCAUGAACUUUAAUCAUCAUUUAAAUGCCAGUUUUGUAAUGAAAGUAAGUGGUUAUAUCUUUGUAAAUAGAAAUGUACUGAUUUAUAGCCCAUACAUUUUUUGAACAAAAAGCGUGAAAUUUUUAAAUUAAUUUAAAAAUGUGUUUCUCUCAGGAAUAAAUAUCAAAUCGAUACAUGCUGCAGAAGAUUUGAGGGUGAAAAUUACAAUUCAGUCCAAAAUACACAAUAUUCUCAAGUUAAUGACGUUAAACUUGGCAAACAUGAACCUUCGUUGGGGAAAAAAGAUGCAUUAAAAGUAAGAACUUCAUACAUUUUAUUAAAUGUUUUAAGAUAAGUAAACCUGAAACAAAAUACUUCUGGAAUUUACAGAAGAAAAAAAAAAUUGAACAAAAACUAAAACAAGGACUUAAGUAUUAGGAAUGUAUUUUCCAAAUCUGAGAUUAUUUGUGAGUGGCAAACCAAAUACUUAAUUUUAUAAGCUGUAAAUUGAUCYAAAACGAGACAUAAACUCAAGAAGAUUCAAAAUCCUCUGAAUCAGAACAAUUUGUUUGCAAAGUUUUGCUUUACGGUGCCACAUAGGUGGGAAUGCUGCAGGGGGGAACAAGGAGUCCGGAGCCCCCCGAAUCUAAACAGCCAAGAGAUUUUUACUUCAGUUUCUCCCUUUGAGCGAAAUCAUCCUGCACAAUGCAACACUAUUCAUUAAAAUAUCCCUCUUUAGUGGAGAGUGUAAYGUGUUGAAAUGCAGAAGACUUGCAUUCCCCCCAUCAGUGCAUGUCAGUGGUUUGGUCCCCUGCAUAGAGCCCCCAACCCCCCCCACACACACUGGGUCUGGGAAGGAGCCUCUUUUGUGUGGAGCAGCCUUUGGAAGUGUGUCAGUGGCGCCCAGCCUCCUGUGAGUGAGCCAUGCCUUCUGUGUCUGGAAGCAAAUGCUUGAAAGAUGCUCAAACUCCGUGCGCAGACGAAGGAAACCUGCCGUACGCCGAGAAGAAGUGUCCCGUGGACGGAGCUGUGGAAUUUUUCCCCGCUGCGCAGAAGUYGUCUGCACUCAGAGGAGACGACUGCAUCGACGAUGAGGACAAAUCCCACCAAACGUGUGAAGAAAAUGGUGCGAAAGAGGAAAAGGCAGAAGAGACGRCUGCUCAGAUGAAGUGGAUUCGUCCUGAUUUACCCAGCAGAUGCAGCUGGAGGCCGGGUGCGCCGAUGUCAGAGUCCCCUCACAGCCAGCCACCACGCAUCAAGCCGCCAAGAAUCCUCCCCAACAUCCUCGGACACAUUGGACACACACCUCUGGUCCGCCUGAACAAAAUCCCAAAGGAGUUUGGGUUAAAGUGUGAAAUGUUUGCCAAGUGUGAGUAUUUCAACGCAGGAGGCAGCAUUAAAGACAGAAUCACAAUGCGGAUGGUGGAGGACGCGGAGGAAGCCGGGAUCCUCAAACCGGGGGACACAAUCAUUGAGCCCACCUCCGGUAACACAGGAAUCGGACUCGCUCUCAUAGCGGCUGUGAAAGGCUACCGCUGCAUCAUCGCGAUGCCCGAGAAGAUGAGUAUGGAGAAAGUAGAUGUGCUGAAGGCUCUCGGGGCAGAAAUUGUUCGCACUCCUUCAUCUGCAGCUUUUGACUCGCCAGAGUCUCACAUUCGGACAGCUUGGAGAAUAAAGAGCGAGAUUCCCAACUCGCACGUCCUGGACCAGUACCGUAGUGCCAGCAACCCCCUGGCUCACUACGACACAACAGCUGAGGAAAUACUGGAGCAGUGUGAAGGUAAACUGGACAUGGUUGUAGCUGGAGCAGGGACCGGUGGUACGCUCACAGGCGUAGCUCGAAAGCUGAAGGAAAAAUGCCCCAAUGUCAAGAUAAUCGGUGUUGAUCCUGAGGGCUCUAUGCUGGUUCACUCAGAAGAGCAUCAAAGUGCUCAUUUCGAGGUUGAGGGCAUUGGAUAUGACUUCAUCCCCACGGUGUUGGACAGAUCCCUUGUCCACCAGUGGUACAAAGCGAGCGAUAAGGAAACAUUUAACAUGGCACGCAAACUAAUAAGAGAGGAAGGCCUCCUCUGUGGUGGGAGUUCUGGCUCAGCGAUGGCGGCAGCAGUGAAAAUGGCUCAGCAGCUGGAGGAGGGACAGCGCUGCGUGGUCAUCCUGCCAGACUCGGUCCGCAACUACAUGUCGAAGUUCCUGUGCGAUCAGUGGAUGUGUGAGAAAGGUUUCCUGGAGAGUCCGAAUGAGAUCAAACCCUGGUGGUGGAACGUGACAGUCCACAGUUUACACCUCUCCACUCCGCUCACCUUCGCUCCAUUCCUGUCCUGCCAAAAAGUCAUCAAGGUCCUGAAAGAGAAGGCUUUCGACCAGGCGCCAGUCGUCAGUGAAUCUGGUGAGGUCCUGGGCAUGGCCACUCUGGGAACCAUUCUUUCCGGUGUGCAGGAUGGAAAAGUCAAACUAUCAGAUCCAGUCAGCAUGGUGCUCUCCCAGGACUUCAGACAGGUGCGCCUGACGGACAACCUGGGGAAGUUAUCCUGCAUCCUCAAAACCCAAAACUUUGCCCUGGUGGUGGAUGAUCAGACCCAGAACGAUGCGGCGGGUUCAGUUUGUCCGAGGCAGAACGGGUUUGGCAUUGCGACGGCGAUCGACCUCCUGAACUUCAUCGCCACACAUGAGGGACAGGAUCACCCAUAAUCCUCCUGUUCGCCGUCACGCAGUCAAGCAGCGAGUUGUUUGGAGGUUUUUACCUCCUUAAUUAGGUUGUUUAAAAAGAAAAAGCCAGCUCAAUAAAAUGAAAAUAUUGUGAGGAAUUAUGCUUCAUUUAGUCACUUUGUUUUGUUUGUCCACAUUGCAGUAGAUGUAAAUACCUUAAAAACAUUCAAUGAUUAGAAUAUGAUUGAUAGGCAAACUUUAUACACUUCAGUUUUAUGUUACUUUUAUGAAAAGUUUGUGGAAAAAUUGCAGAUUAAUAUUUCUAGUGUGAUUUGUUUUAUAUAGUUUAGGUAUACACAGAUUAUUUAAAGUAUUUACAUGAGCAAAAGAGUUGAUGUGAUCUCUGUCAGGAUCAGUUAUGGGAUUUGAAUCUUGUAAUAUGUAAAACAUUAAUGAUAAAAUAGACACUCUUCAACUUUUUUCAUAACUAAUGAACAAUGUUUCGUGUGUUUAAAUAGAUAUUGUGCCCCUCCUUCCAGUUUUGUUGCUGUAUUUGUUUUUACUCUAUUUGCCAGGUAAAAUGUUUAAGUUUUUUUUUUUUUCUUGAUAGAUUCAAUGUCGCCAUCUGGUGGUAAAACUUUAGCCAAGAGAAUUACGGAAGUGUUUGAGUGUGAAGUAUUUUGUUGCACAUUUAAGCUACUUUCUGUUUGAAUUUAUGUUAUUUUUCAGCUGAAUUAAAUAUAGUAAAAAAAAAAAAUAAACAUGAGUAAUGUU
This is a messenger RNA of Poecilia reticulata (guppy), 3766 nucleotides long. It is a transcript of the gene cbsb, whose product is annotated as cystathionine beta-synthase b. Gene Ontology annotation, molecular function: cystathionine beta-synthase activity. Gene Ontology annotation, cellular component: cytoplasm. The record is from RefSeq and is a predicted model, not a curated record. Lineage: Eukaryota; Metazoa; Chordata; Actinopteri; Cyprinodontiformes; Poeciliidae.